Messenger RNA from Wyeomyia smithii (pitcher-plant mosquito), 1529 nucleotides. Its product is annotated as retinol dehydrogenase 13-like. Lineage: Eukaryota; Metazoa; Arthropoda; Insecta; Diptera; Culicidae. The coding region runs from base 256 to 1227 and encodes 323 amino acids. The record is from RefSeq and is a predicted model, not a curated record. The transcript has 6 exons.
AUAAGAUGCAAAACAGCAUAAAGCCUCUAGCCUAUCCGUAUCCAUCCACUGGCGUCGCUUUACUUGGAUCGACAUACGCGCGACUAAUCACACCAAGUGUUCGAAUUUUUUUUUGGCGCUUCUAGUCAUAUAGUGAUGCGCCAUCGGCAGAACGGUUCAGUGCUUCCUCGGUUCUGAACAGUGUCGGAUCGCUUUGGAACGUUUUGAAAAACUCUUUUUUCUGCAAGUCAUCAAUUACUCCGCUAGCCGUAAGAAAUGGCUUGCUUCAUAUGUCUCACCGUACUGUCGGUGGUUGCCUUCGUGGGCUUUAAAUUGUUGAGAACAUAUUUGCAGGGUGCUCAGUUCGAGAAGCCUACAACCUGUGAGGGAAAAGUAAUUCUGAUAACCGGUGCGAAUACCGGUAUCGGAAAGGAAACAGCCAAGGAUUUGCUGAAGCGAGGUGGAAAAGUCUACAUUGCGUGCCGGUCGCUGGAAAAGGCAAACCAAGCUAAAAGUGACCUAAUAUCAGAAACCAGUCAAACCAAUAUCCACGUACGAGAGUUGGAUCUUUGCUCGCUGGAAUCGGUGAGAAAUUUCGCUAAGAAAUUUCUAGCGGAAGAGUCACGGUUGGAUAUACUGAUCAACAAUGCCGGAGUUAUGGCCUGUCCGAAGGAACUCACUAAGGACGGAUUUGAGAUGCAGCUCGGCGUGAAUCAUUUGGGUCAUUUCCUGCUGACAAACCUACUGCUGGAUCGGUUGAAGGCUUCCGCUCCGAGUCGCAUAAUAAAUCUGUCAAGUCUCGCCCACUAUUACGGUAAAAUCAAUCGGAAGGACUUGAACAGCGAAAAAUCGUACAGCAAAAUCGGUGCCUACAACCAGAGCAAGCUGGCCAACGUUCUCUUUACAAAGGAGUUGGCCAAGCGUUUGGAAGGAACGGGCGUGACCACUUAUGCGGUUCACCCCGGUGCGGUCUACACAGAUUUACAGCGUCAUCUGGGGUCAUUAUUUUUCUUACUAGACACCACUUUGGUGAGAUCCAUUAUGCGUAUGAUGUUUAAAACCCCACGUUCUGGAGCGCAAACAACGAUCUACACCGCUCUGGACGAUGAAUUGGCUAAGGAAACCGGCAAAUAUUACGCCGACUGCCGUCAGGUGAAACCGGGUAAGGAGGCACGCAACGAGGAAACUGCCCGGUGGUUGUGGGACGCGAGCGAAAAAAUGACCGGACUGUCGAAAAAGUCCUCCUAGUUGUGAAAUAAUCGAAAACAAAAAUCGCGUAACAGGCUAGCACAUGCAUUUUGCUAUCUCAUUCUGAUUAUUUAAUACUGGAGUCGAGCGUGACCUUGAAUGGUGGAGGAGGAAUUUUGAAAUGCAGUAUGAGUCACGAUGAUGUAUUAAUAGUUUUUUAUUGAUGAAGAGUUUAGCACAACCAUCGGACUUGUUGUUGUCCGUGCUGGUGAAUAUUUGACCGACAUAUUUGACACUUUGUCGAUGUGAAUUAUUGAUGGAAUUCGGUUUCGCGUUUUCUAACAUUACAAUAACAAUAAUAG